UUGGUUGUCAUGGCGGACGGACGUGGAGAACUACCGCCUCAGCCGCCGCUUCACCUAUCCCUACCGCCGGCCAGCAAGCGUCCUUGCUUGCGACCUGCUCCUCGUGGACCGGGUCCGGGACCUGGGCCGGGAUAUUCGAACUCUCGUCUUCGCUGUCCGGAAUCUCUUUUGGACUGUGCUGCUAAGGCCGUAGCGGAGAAAUGGGCCUUCGAAAGGGUGGAGGAACGCUUCGAGCGGAUCCCGGAGCCAGUUCAGCGCCGCAUUGUAUACUGGUCAUUCCCAAGGAACGAAAGGGAAAUUUGUAUGUAUUCGUCGUUUCAGUGCCGUGUUGCUGGUGAAGAGGGUCCAGCCGUGGGCUCAAACGCUUCCGUUGGGUCUGGGGCUGUCCCUGGAGGGGUUACAACCACAACAGGGAACACGGGGGCAGGGAGCACCGGAGAUGGGCUCCCUUUCCGCCGGGGGAUCCGGCUUUUGGAGACUGGUUGUGUGGAAAAUGUCUUACAAGUCGGUUUCCACCUCAGCGGCACGGUCAACGAGCCGGCCACGGCGACGGAGCCCGAGGUCACCCACCGCGUGGCCAUCAGCUUCGACCGCUGCAAGAUCACCUCGGUGACGUGCGGCUGCGGCAACCGCGACAUCUUCUACUGCGCGCACGUGGUGGCGCUCUCGCUCUACCGCAUCCGCAAGCCCGAGCAGGUCAAGCUGCGGCUGCCCAUCUCCGAGACGCUCUUCCAGAUGAACCGCGACCAGCUGCAGAAGCUGGUGCAGUACCUCAUCACCGCCCACCACACCGAGGUGCUGCCCACCGCCCAGAAGCUGGCCGACGAGAUCCUCUCGUCCAACUCCCAGAUCAACCAAGUGCACGGUGCGCCGGACCCCACGGCCGGGGCCAGUAUCGACGAUGAUAACUGCUGGCACCUGGACGAGGAGCAGGUCAGGGAACAGGUCAAGCAGUUCCUGUCCCAAGGAGGCUAUUACGGCUCCGGCAAACAGCUCAACUCCAUGUUUGCCAAGGUGCGGGAGAUGCUGCGGAUGCGAGACUCUAACGGCGCCCGCAUGUUGACCCUCAUCACCGAGCAGUUCAUGGCCGACCCUCGUCUGUCGCUAUGGAGACAGCAGGGCACAGGGAUGACGGACAAGUGUCGGCAGCUGUGGGACGAGCUGGGUGCGUUGUGGGUGUGCAUCGUGCUGAACCCCCACUGCAAGAGUGAGGAGAAGGGCGGCUGGCUCAAGCAGCUGAAGAAAUGGAGCGACAUGGACAUCUGCCCUCUGGAGGACGGCAACUACGGCAGCGAGCUGCCCAACAUCACCAACGCCCUGCCACAGAGCAACCUGGCCCAAGUAGACUCUUUGGGGCGGCCGCGGCGUACGGUCUUCACUCGGGCCAUCGAGGCGUGCGACCUGCACUGGCAGGACAGUCACCUGCAGCGCAUCAUCAGCAGUGACUUCUACAUGUCUCCGGCCUACCAGAGAGAGGGCGAGAGCCUGCUCUUCAACCCCCAGGGCCUACCACUCUGGCUGGAUCAUGUGCCGACCGCCUGCGCACGAGUGGACGCGCUCCGUUCCCAUGGUUACCCGCGGGAGGCCCUGCGCCUGGCCGUGGCCAUCAUCAACACCUUGCGGCUACAGCAGCACCGGCAGCUGGACAUUUACAAGCACCAGAAAAAAGAGCUGCUCCAGAGAGGAAUGACCACCACUACAAAUCUCGAGGGGUGGGUGGGCCAUCCCUUGGACCCCAUUGGCUGCCUUUUUGCCACGCUCACGGAGACCUGUCGAGUGGAGGAUGACAACGCCAUGGAUACAGGAGACUCUGGCGAGCCCAAGCCGCCGGUGUACCAGCACGUGUCGGUGUGGGGCUGCCCGGACGGCAGCGAGUCGUACCUGGCGCUGGCGCUGGAGGUGGCGCUGAUGGGCAUGGGGCAGCAGCGGCUGAUGCCCGAGGGCCUGUACGCCCAGGACAAGGUGUGCCGCAACGAGGAGCACAUCAUCGCCAAGCUGCAGGAGCUGGUGCUGGACGAGCUGCUGGUGCAGACGCUGAGGAAGCAGGCCAUCCUGCUGCUGGAGGGCGGUCCUUUCAGUGGCAUGGGCGAGGUCAUCCAUCGGGAGAGUGUGCCCAUGCACACGUUUGCCAAAUACCUGUUCACCGCUCUGCUGCCCCACGACGCUGACCUGGCCUAUAAAGUGGGCCUGCGCGCUAUGAGGCUGCCUGUGCUGGAGUCCUCCGCUCCAUCAGGCGAUGUGGGUCACCAUGGCAUCUCUAUCGUGCCUAGCCGCUACCCGCGCUGGUUCACCCUCGGACACCUGGAGUCUCAGCAGUGUGAAGUAGCUUCCACCAUGCUCACUGCAGCCAAAGGUGACAUGCUGCGACUGCGGACAGUACUCGAGGCGAUCCAGAAGAACAUCCACUCCCCAUCGCUCAUCUUCAAACUGGCCCAGGACGCCUUCAAGAUCGCCACGCCGGCCGACAGCCCUCCGGACAUCACCCUCCUCAACGUGGCCUUAGAGCUCGGCCUCCAGGUGAUGAGGAUGACCCUGUCCACGCUGAACUGGAGACGCAGGGAGAUGGUUCGCUGGCUGGUCACCUGUGCCACGGAAGUCGGCCUGCGCGCUCUGGUCAGCAUCCUGCAGGGCUGGUACACGCUCUUCACUCCGACGGAGGCCACCAGCAUCGUGGCGGCCACCGUCAUGUCGCACAACACGGUGCUGCGGCUGAGCCUGGACUACCCGCAGCGCGAGGAGCUGGCCAGCUGCGCCCGCACGCUGGCGCUGCAGUGCGCCAUGAAGGACCCGCAGAACUGCGCGCUGUCGGCGCUCACGCUCUGCGAGAAGGACCACGUGGCCUUCGAGACGGCCUACCAGAUCGUGAUCGACGCCGCCUCCACCGGCAUGACCUACUCGCAGCUGUUCACCAUCGCGCGCUACAUGGAGCACCGCGGCUACCCGCUGCGCGCCUUCAAGCUGGCGUCGCUGGCCAUGGCGCACCUCAACCUGGCGUACAACCAGGACACGCACCCGGCCAUCAACGACGUGCUGUGGGCGUGCGCGCUCAGCCACUCGCUGGGCAAGAACGAGCUGGCCACCAUCAUCCCGCUGGUGGUGAAGAGCGUGCACUGCGCCACCGUGCUCUCGGACAUCCUGCGGCGGUGCACCAUGACGGCGCCGGGCCUGGCGGGCAUCCCCGGCCGCCGCAACUCGGGCAAGCUCAUGUCGACGGACAAGGCGCCGCUGCGGCAGCUGCUGGACGCCACCAUCAGCGCCUACAUCAACACCACGCACUCGCGCCUCACGCACAUCAGCCCGCGGCACUACGGCGAGUUCAUCGAGUUCCUCAGCAAGGCGCGCGAGACCUUCCUCCUGGCGCAGGACGGACACAUCCAGUUCGCCCAGUUCAUAGACAACCUCAAGCAGAUCUACAAGGGCAAGAAGAAGCUCAUGCUGCUGGUGCGUGAGCGCUUCGGCUGAGGGGGGGAAGGAAGGGCUUUCGUAACGGAACUGGGGUUUUUUGUCGUUGGCGUCGUCGUCAUUGUUCUCGUUGUUGUUGUCAUUUAUUUAAAUCCAUUUUCAUUUCUUUUUCUCCUAUCUUGUUUUGUCAUAUUUUUGGUGAAUUCUUCUUUUUGUUUUUAAUUUUUUUUUUUUUUUAGAUUUUAUCCGUUUUUGAUUUUUAAUUUGUUUUGUGAAUUGUGUGCGUUUGUGUACGUGCGUGUGAGAUUUUGAGUGCGCGUGUGUGUGUGUGUGUGUGUGUGAGAGAGAGAGCAUAAUCGCUGUUCACUAAGUUAUUCUACCAGGUAGAACCUGUGGAAGAUAAGUAGAAACACAAAAAGAAUGGAGGAGUAUUUUUUUGCUUAAUUUAGUAAGAGAAGCAUAUUGUGGUUUGAACAAAAGUAAAAGUGGCACAUAAAGAUAAAACCAAAUGAUAACGUGGGGGGGCAUACUUUGAGCCAGGGGAAAUCUCUCCGUAGACGGGGUCAGGGGAAUGUGUGUUUCAUUUUUCUUUUCUGCAGAAGCUUGAAUACUCAGAAAAACACAAAAAUGCAGAUGGUCAUUCCUUCAAUCAACCACUCACUUAUGCCAGUGUUAAUACCUCGACCGUAUUCCAAGACUCAGCUUUAAUUUGUCUGUGUGUGAAAGAGGAGUCUUCUCGCAGUACGGAGGACAGGAGCAGGUGAUGGAGGGGGGGGGAAGGAGGGGCAUUCCAUAAACGCUCAGCGCCCAGAUACCCCUCAAGACGGCGCCCCCCUGCUUUUGAUCACGCUCAGCUACGCUACCCAACCACUACCCUCACCUCACCGUGCUUCUCUGUACAUCCCCAUAUGGGGUUGAGCGGCAUCUCCUUUUCAAGAACCAACACAAGAGGGUAACAAAAUGGCAGACAGUCAGAGUUAAUGGUGGCAUUAAGCCCAUCCCUCCAUCCGCAGAUGUACUCCAGAUAUGUGAAGGCUGAGGGGGAGGGCGGGGGGGGUGUGAGGUUCAGUGUAGUGGACUACCAGCUAUUGGUCCUGCAUUCAGUUGACCUUCACAUGAGAGUGGGGGAGAAGGGAGGAGUUCCUUUUCUGCUUUUUUCACCUCAUGCUAAUUGUGUUGCACUGUUGUAAGGACAUCUUGGAGAGGAGCAGGAGCCAGGAGCAAGGGUGUGUGUGUGUGUGUGUGCACAAGCACGUCUUAACCUUGUGAUUGAUUAGCCACCCAAAGCCUUGUUUAUCAGAUUUCACCUAACAUUUACGGCUAAGCAAACAGGAAAAAGGCUUGGAUUUGAGUAUCAUCCGUGGCAGUGAAUUUGAUCUUCAAGUCCUCCACUCUAGCCCAAUCAACAGGCUUUGCUCCUGUGGUCAGUAAAAAAAGAAUCCCACUUCGUUGUCACACAUGCAAAAAUAAUCGUCUGAGGACGCAAAGUGUCUCGGAAAUUUGACCCAAUUGACAAAGGUUUUUUUUUUUUGUUUGUGAUUAUUUUCUGGGGGCGGGGUUAAUGAUUGUGUUCUAUCUUCCACAUUCCAUGAUGGCCCCCCCUCCACAAAGUGCCCCAGUGUGAACACUUAGAACGCACUCGACAGCGUGCAGCUGAAGGAACAUGGGAGGAGUGGAGUCAAAAUAAAGAAAAGAAAAGAAACAAAAGGAAAGUUUAAACGUGAAAAGAGAUGCUCAACUCCGUUCUCAGGGAAUCACUUAAAGAAACAAAACGUAGUAGCAGAAGCAUUUAAGAUAUUGUAAAUAUGAAAGUGUCAAUUCAAGAAAAAUUGUAAAGUUAUAAUUAUUUAUGAUGACUGUAUGGUUUUUUUUGUUUGUUCGUUUGUUUGUUUAGGUUUGGUUUCGUGUUUUUUUUUUCAUUUUUUUUUUUCAGAUACUUGAAUUUUUUGUGGGCUGGGAAUGUGACAACAGCAAGAGGAGAGAGGAAAGACUUUUAAAAAUUUCUCAGGUGCUCCUGUGUACUUUUUGAUUUGAUUUGUUUUCAUUUGUAUCUGUUUUGCAACGUGUUUUGCAAGAGAUUGAAGAUAGGAGGACAAAUGUGAGAAGACAUGAACAGACUAUGCAGACCACGUAAUGGUACCCCUCUCCCCGACACACACUCACACAUACCUAGUCACUUGAGCGGUUCCCAGCCUAACUGAAAGACUGGGAUGUUUAUUUUUCCCAAAUUUUUGACAGACACAGACAGACAAAUAGAUACAGCCGGUUCCCAGCUAACAAGUAUCUGCAUGUUGCGCGAACCGCAGCUGGCCUUUGCCUUCAAUAGAUUGACACACAAGUUCUUACUUCAAACUUUAAGCCUUAUUGUAUUCUCUCAAAACACCAGAGUGUGUUUUCAAGACUGUAGCGAUGGAAAAACGUCGCCUUUGGCCCUGUGUUGGCCCGCCAUCGCCCUUCCCUGUGGUGAGAUGCGUUUAUUUUUUUUCUUCCCAACUCGAUGGUCGAUGCUCAGCAAAGGAAAAGAGGGGGUUGAUUUUUUUGAAUGUUUUAUUUUAUUUUAUUGCCUCUUUUGUAGGGACAAGGAGAGGUUACUCUGGAAUGAAUCACUGGGUAGACUCGGUCCGAGGCUCCUCUCAACCAUUCCUCUUUAAAGGACUCCCCUUUGACUAGACAUGCCCAAGUCAUCCUGUGUCUUUUUUUUUCCUUCUUUUGACUUUCUUAGUUCUGCUUUGGGUUUUAGUACUUGUUUGGUUUGGUUAUGGUAACCUCUUCUAGUUCUUGCUGUGAAUCAGCUACCCUCCAGACAGUCAGGCUAGCAACGCGCAGCCUCUUCCACCCGGACCUGUAAUAAGCAUCAAUUGCCACCAUCAUCACCACCCAAUCUCACCUGCAAGUGGGAGAAUGACCUGAGCAGACCAAGGGAAUACUUGCCUUUUUUUCACUAAACAGUUCUGCAGGAUGAGCUAGUGUUGCCUGUUAUAUACAAAAAAAAUCAAACAAUAUUUUUUUUUGUCUCGUAGUGGAAUUAGACGGUCCUAUGCCAUUGCAAAGAAAACGAAAAACAACAAAAAAAUAAAUGAAAAAAAAAACCUCCUUUGGCUUUCCUCAGUCCCUACUCCCAUACUCUGAGUGUCUCUAUGUGUUAACUGUACCAGUGUUUAAACCCGUCCCUAGACUUUAUAGAAGGAAAGCAUAAUAAUCGCUGGUAGAGAUUGUUCACUAGUUCAUCUACUGUUUCAAUUUUGUUUGUUUUUAAUUUUAUUAUUUUUUUACUGUUUAUUUAAGGGAAAGUGUUUGUCGCCUCUUUGUGCUACUGAAUUGUAAGAAAAAAAGGUAUCCAGUAUUUGUUGCCACAAAAGUAUAGUUCAUCAACACUUUUUGUUUGUGCAACCUCUUGAGCUAAUGUCUAUAAACAAAAAUUUAUUACUAUUUAUGUAAUGCUACUACCAUUUUAUAUGAUUUGUGUUGGAAUUUCAGUGCUUUUCUAUGAAUAAAGUGUGAAACACG
This is a messenger RNA of Sardina pilchardus (European sardine), 6909 nucleotides long. It is a transcript of the gene zswim5, whose product is annotated as zinc finger, SWIM-type containing 5. Gene Ontology annotation, cellular component: Cul2-RING ubiquitin ligase complex. The record is from RefSeq and is a predicted model, not a curated record. Bases 10 to 3462 code for a protein of 1150 amino acids. NCBI's taxonomy places the organism in Eukaryota, Metazoa, Chordata, Actinopteri, Clupeiformes, Clupeidae. The transcript is spliced from 14 exons.